Gymnogyps californianus (California condor) is the source of this 2619-nucleotide messenger RNA. RefSeq names its product integrin linked kinase (gene ILK). Gene Ontology annotation, cellular component: stress fiber; focal adhesion. The record is from RefSeq and is a predicted model, not a curated record. NCBI's taxonomy places the organism in Eukaryota, Metazoa, Chordata, Aves, Accipitriformes, Cathartidae. Gene Ontology annotation, biological process: cell-matrix adhesion; substrate adhesion-dependent cell spreading; protein phosphorylation. Gene Ontology annotation, molecular function: ATP binding; protein kinase activity; protein binding.
CGCAGACCCCUAGGUGGAAAAGUACCUGCCAGGCAUGGCCCUGCGCUGCUGGGGAGCUCGGGGCAGCGCAGCCCUGGGUCUUAGAGAGGCUGCUGUUGUCAAGGGGUUAAAAAUGGAACCAGGAUGCGUGCUUUGCCUGGCUCUGGGCUGGGGUGUCUGUUGAUUAGAGUGGAGAGAGGGGGAGCUUGUGGACCUUUGGGGUCCCAGUUUGUUGAGUGUGAUGCUGUGCCAAGUUCAGCCAAGCCUGUGUCAGAGUUGGGGAUCGGGAGGGUCUGUGGAGCUAUGGGAUCCCAUGCAGGGUGGUGCUGGACCUCCUCCAGCUCUGCUCCCCGACCCGCUCCCCUCCCAGGAGAUGCGGGCACCCGGGUCUGGCUGGGCCUGCAGAUAAGCCUGUGGACGCCAGAUCUGCUUCCUGCGAGCUGCUGCAGGCACCCAUGACGCUGGAGUCAGUCGUGAACUUCCCCUUCAGCUAUGGGUCCAGCUCUGUCCCCAGCCUUCGGCAGUCCCCGUGGUUUUCCGCAGGGCUGCCGAGGAGGGGGACCUGAGGCUCAUGUCCUUGCUCCCCCAGGGAGAUGCCCCACAGCUGAGGGGCUGCCAGGAGCAGAGGGGCUGUGGGAGGCAAUGUCCAGGUCCCAGGGCUGUGUGUGGGAAAGGGAGGCAGGGAGCCCCACUCCACAGCCGGGCCCUGUGUCCUUACACACCCCUCCUCACAGCAAGAGCCACAAUGGACGACAUCUUCACGCAGUGCCGAGAGGGCAACGCGGUGGCCGUGCGCCUCUGGCUGGACAACACCGAGAACGACCUCAACCAGGGGGAUGACCACGGCUUCAGCCCCUUGCACUGGGCCUGCCGCGAGGGCCGCUCCAAUGUGGUCGACAUGCUCAUCAUGCGGGGAGCACGGAUCAACGUGAUGAACCGUGGUGACGACACCCCACUGCACCUGGCUGCCAGCCAUGGCCACCGUGAUAUUGUGCAGAAGCUGAUCCAGUUCAAAGCAGACAUCAAUGCAGUGAAUGAGCAUGGGAACACGCCUCUGCACUAUGCCUGCUUCUGGGGACAUGACCAGGUGGCGGAGGACCUGGUGGGCAAUGGGGCCUUGGUCAGCAUUGCUAACAAAUAUGGUGAGACGCCCAUUGACAAAGCCAAGACACCACUGCGAGAAGUCUUGAAAGAGCGUGCUGAGAAGCUGGGCCAGAGCCUCACCAAGAUCCCCUACAAGGAUACCUUCUGGAAGGGCACGACCCGCACACGUCCCAGAAAUGGGACUCUCAACAAACUUGCUGGAAUAGACUUCAAACAGCUGAGCUUGAGCCAAAAACUCAAUGAGAACCAGUCAGGAGAGUUGUGGAAAGGGCGCUGGCAAGGCAACGACAUUGUCAUCAAAAUGCUGAAAAUCCGGGACUGGACAACUCGGAAGAGCCGAGACUUCAAUGAGGAAUACCCGAAGCUGCGGAUCUUUUCUCACCCCAACGUGCUACCAGUGCUGGGCGCCUGCCUCCCCCCUGCACCCCACCCCAUUGUCAUCAGCCACUGGAUGCCCUACGGCUCCCUCUACAACGUGUUACAUGAGGGGACAAACUUUGUGGUGGACCAGAUGCAGGCAGUGAAAUUCGCCUUUGACAUUGCACGGGGCAUGGCCUUCCUGCACACAUUGGAGCCCCUCAUUCCACGCCACCACCUCAACAGCCGCAGCAUCAUGAUCGACGAGGACAUGACAGCGCGCAUCAGCAUGGCUGACGUGAAGUUCUCCUUCCAGUGCCCGGGGAGGAUGUACGCGCCAGCCUGGGUGGCACCAGAAGCCUUGCAGAAGAAGCCAGAGGAAAUUAACAGGCGCUCAGCUGACAUGUGGAGCUUCGCGGUGCUGCUGUGGGAGCUGGUGACCCGUGAGGUGCCAUUUGCAGACUUGUCCAACAUGGAGAUAGGCAUGAAGGUAGCACUGGAGGGGCUACGUCCAACCAUCCCACCCGGCAUAUCCCCACACAUCUGCAAGCUGAUGAAGAUCUGCAUGAACGAGGACCCAGCCAAGCGCCCCAAGUUUGACAUGAUCGUGCCCAUCCUGGAGAAGAUGCAGGAGAAGUAGAGAGGGAGGUGCCUCCCAGCCACCCGACGCUGCCAUGCUUCCCUCCCCAUCACCCCCAAGUGCCUUCUUUAGCCCCAGAGCCAAGGGGGAGCAGGGAAUGCCCCCUCACCCUGAGCCAGCCAUGGACACACGGUACAGACAACGCUGCCUUCUCUGGAGCUGCUCUGCAGGCUUCAGACACUGUAGCACCAAAUCUAUGGCAGCACCUCCAUCCUCCCUGGCAGCUAUGGGCAGAGACUGAGCAGGCGGCCUGGCCCACGACACUGAGCAUGGCUGGGCUCUGCUACCUGUGAGGCUGCGACAGGGCUGUGGAGCCACCCUGUCCUCCUCGUCCCCAGGCCCAGAGCAGCUCACCCACUUAACAGUCUCACAUUAGGCAAUGCCCAGUCCUGGUGCUCUUCCCUACCAAGGACAGUGGGGUGAAGCUUGCCUGUUGCGCCCAGCACCACCCCAGCUUUGCGCUUCACUCUUUAUCAUUUCCAUCCAGGCCAUGUGGAAAAGCCGCCAGCAUCCAAAAUAAACAUUUGUUAUGAAAACUG